Linum trigynum is the source of this 1356-nucleotide messenger RNA. The record is from the annotation of a GenBank genome assembly. NCBI's taxonomy places the organism in Eukaryota, Viridiplantae, Streptophyta, Magnoliopsida, Malpighiales, Linaceae.
CAUCGGACGUACAUAAGUCACUCCACAAAUACAGCAAGGAUUUGUGAGGUACAAUCAGUUAUUGGCCAAAAAAGCACCAUGGAUUGGUAUGUGGGAGGCUCGUCAUACGCUUGCAAUUGAUGGCAUCCCAAUGGUGAGGCUAAUGGGGUACCAAGAUGAAUACAUGGUUUGGUACCGCAAGUUCACAAAAAGAUGGUUAACCAAACGUGGUGUCGUGGUCGGUUCGUUGGUAAGCAUACAUCUAUUUUCUAGAGUUGUCUGAAUGAUCGGGUUGUUCUAUUUUCUAGAGUUGUUAAGUUGUUCAAAUUUUCUAGAUUUGUCCGUAUGUUUUCAGUUACAUUAGUUUCCUUAAUAUCUAGUCCUCAAAUUACAACAUAAAGUCCUCAAAUUACAACUUAAACUUCAAAUUAUAACAUAAAGUCCGAAAUUACAACAUAUAAUGAACUGGUGACAUCUAACUUGGACUUGAAAACACAAUGACUUGACAGCAAUUACUGGAAGUGCAUCGAAGUCAUCCACCUAAGGUAUGUUUCCUCCCGGUAAAUGGCUGAAACUGCUUAUUCUCCGCUUCAACUGCUGUAACCACAGGUCUAACUUGCACUCUCUUUGGCUCUGCCUCAACACUCUGCAUCUCUUCAUCAACCGCUACUGCCUUCUCAUUCAACCUCCUCGCUACUCCAGUGAACGGUAUGAAACAGCGGGGACCACCCACUCCCUCUUCCCAAAGCUCCUGCGGCGCUGGUGCUGGGGCUGGCGCCGGCUCUUUGUAAUCCAAUGGAACAGCGAAGUCCACGGCGCAAUCCGUAUCAAUAAUGCAGUUGGCAUCAUGAGGCUUGGUCUCUACAAUGUCGAUGUAGAACUUCUUGCUACCCAGGUCGAUAGUAAUGGUGUCUCCGGUGGUCAGGCAGGAGAACUUGGCGCUGAGAGUCUGUUCCAACACCGUUUUCACGUCCCUUAUUGCCAAGAAGGCGACGGAAUGCGGCUGAAGCUUGGCGAAGGUGCCCUUUUCGAGAAUGAUGGAACGAGUUCGUUGUGCUCUACAAAAUGAUAUCCAUUUUCAAUAUUUAUUGAGAAAAAAAAAAUUCAUCCCUCUCGUUACCAACUCCAUACCAUAUGGUAUCUCCUUUGUUGUUUAGUCAUUUUCGGAAAUUUAUGCACAAAAAGAACAAUUUAAUCAUGAUCUAUUGGAUUUCAAAAUUUUUUGGGGGGAAAAAUUCCAUACCUCUCGUUAUCAACUCCAUACCAUACUAUACCACUCUGGUAUGAGGUGGUAUUUUUCAUAUCAUAUGGUAUGCUGUUAUUUAAUACCAGUCAAUACCAUAUGGUAUUGACUGGUAAUAACUAGCAAAUUUUUUU